AUGUACAAAUACUCAUUCACGUCCCUCCUCCUGGUUCUUCUCACUUUAACUCCGUCAUCCCAUGCGCACCCCUUAUCUCAUCGUAGACAUAAUUUCAAUUCCCUUCCUUCCAAGAGACUCGCACUCGCCUUAGCUCAACCUCAACCGAAGCCACAACCAACGAUCAAUGCACCGGCUCUAGGUCCAAAAGACGAUCUACCACCUUGGCGAAAAAGCGACGAUAAUGAUCGUAGAUCGUAUGAUUCCAAUGAUAUGGGACACAGUAAGGUCAUAUCUGGGAAUGAGCACGAUAUCGAAACUUAUUGA
Messenger RNA from Kwoniella mangroviensis CBS 8507, 306 nucleotides. RefSeq lists its product as uncharacterized. Lineage: Eukaryota; Fungi; Basidiomycota; Tremellomycetes; Tremellales; Cryptococcaceae. The record is from RefSeq and is a predicted model, not a curated record. The coding region runs from base 1 to 306 and encodes 101 amino acids. The transcript has a single exon.